CUCCUUUAGUGUGGGGACUGCGAGGACGCUGGCGAGUCGAUCCAGUACGCCCCUCAUCUUGGGAUACAUAUGGUCUUGCGGUUGCUCGAGCCACUGGCGCAAGAGGGUCCAUCUGGGCUAGGUGCAAAUGGAUUAGCUGAGGCGCUUUUCAAGGCGGCGGCGAAGCUUACAGCAUCAUCGAGACUUUCAACGACAAGUGACGCUGUGGGUGAAGUCGGAAGCUCGUCAUCAGAAGGCGCCAGAAACACCGUGACAUUGUCACAGUCAAGUUCGGACAGCCAUGACGUACAGUGCUCCUUCUGUUGCGAGCUGAUCGGCCAAGGCGCUCGCUACCUCUGUGCCAACUGUCCGCUCGACCUUGCCUCCCACGGCAGUACUGCUUCCUCUGGUACAACGACGCCCUCUGCCGCAUCCAAAGAAGGCAGGUCCAUAGCAGGCCAGGAAGCACACACUCGAGAUCUGCCGGCCAUUUGGACGCCUCACGAAGGGUUCAAUUUGUGCUCGGAAUGCGAAAAGCACAGUCUUAGCAUUCACAAUCCCGAUCACUUCUUCCUCCAUAUUCCAUCGCCUGAACAAGUGGCGCGAAGUGGCAAUGCGGGCAUAACACCUCUACGACUCAAUCCGUACCUGACCAUUGAUCAGCGUAAAGGAUUGCUGCCUCCACUCUAUUCGGAUGACGGUGGCUGGGAAGAGGCCAGACUACGGAUCCAAGCGGGUGCGCCGGCCAUGAGUGGGUCUGACACACUACCAGCUGAACCUUCCGCACCGAGUGCCUUCCCUCCCGUGGGCAAUGCUGCACAGUCUGCUUCUACCUUCAUCGCUGAUAAUGGUACUUUACCGGUUCCAACGCCAAGUCCAGCUUUUCGGCUCUCGCGCUGGAUGUGUCCAUUGCCGAUAGACGACAUCGAGCUGACAAGACUGAGCUUGCAGGAGAGGGGCGAAGCAGCAGGCAAUCUGACCACAACUGGAAGUGGGCAAAUCCCUGGGGCUUUUCCCGGCACGCCACAAGAAGAAGAGCAGCAGGCCUUUUCUCCGGCGUAUUUGCAGCACGAAGAGGAGUAUGUGCGAUCUCUGCUUCAUCCGAAUGUGCUGUGCGAUGUCUGCUUUGAGCAGAUCAAGGGUUGCUGGACUAGGUGCGCCAAUUGCGUGUCCAGCUUUGAUGUUGUGAGUACGCCAGAGGUCACGUCUGUAGGGAUCACUCCGCCAUCGGUAUAUUGAUCUGAACAUUUUGCCACCUUCACCCUUGCUGCUCAGUGCGUCGCAUGUUUUCCAAAGGCCAUGGAGAUCCAUCCGCCGACGCAUUCCUUUGCCAUCUUCAAGAGAAACGUCGACAUUGAGCUGUAUCGGUCUUUGGUGGACCACAUUGACGCGCAGG
Molecule: messenger RNA, 1375 nt
Organism: Microstroma glucosiphilum
Lineage: Eukaryota; Fungi; Basidiomycota; Exobasidiomycetes; Microstromatales; Microstromataceae
Exons: 1
Coding region: 70-1218 (382 amino acids)
Source: RefSeq, a predicted model, not a curated record